CAAAACUUUGGGUAUAAAAUGCUUCGUUUCACGAUACAUGUUUUUCAUAGAGAUUCAAAGCAUUCAACUGCUUCAAUAUUACGAUGAACGGCCAUGCAGUCGCCAAGACGAGCGAGCCUCAGGCUGUACCUGAGAAAAUGAAGGCGCUGCAAUACUCUGGACCAGAGAAAUUCGCGGUGGAAACAAUCGAUGUUCCGAAGAUCGGAGAUGAUGACGUUCUUGUCAAGAUAUCGGCUUGUGGUGUAUGCGGAACUGACUUGCAUUACCACAAAGGCGAGUUUUUGGCAAGGUGGCCCUUAAUACCUGGUCAUGAAGCAGCAGGUACAGUUGCUGCUGUCGGCAAGAAUGUGACCAACGUAGCAGUUGGUGACCGCGUCGCAGCGGAUGCCCUGGAACCAUGUCUCAAAUGCUUUCACUGCACACGAAGGAAGCCACAGCUUUGCGAAAACGUCAUCGGAUAUGGCGGUAAUGUACCUGGUGGAAUGGCUGAAUAUUGCCGAUACCCUGCGCGGAUGGUAUUUCCGAUUGGCGACCUUCCGGACCUCGAGGCAGUUCUGCUUGAGCCAGCAGCCUGUGCUGCACAUGGUAUCGAGAGGAUGCAACUAGAAGUUGGUAGUCGAGUAUUGUUGUUCGGAUGUGGACCGACAGGCAUAUUACUCGCACAACUGAUCAAGAUGAACGGUGCCGCGCAUUUGACGAUCGCCUCAAAAGCAGGACCUAAACUUGACCUUGCUCGCUCUUUGGCCAUUGCAGAUUCCUUCAUUACUAUUUCCGACGACCGCCCUGAGACCGAUAUGCAGGACCUCCGCGCUGCUAACCCCUAUGGAUUCGACAUUGUGGUAGAAGCUACCGGCGCUCCCACAGUACUAGAAAAAUCCCUCGACUUUGUACGAAAAGGCGGAAAGUUGAUUGUAUAUGGCGUUUAUGACAAUAGCGUCAAGAUCUCAUGGUCUCCAUUUCAAAUUUGGGAGAAUGAAGUUACCAUCUUGGCCAGUUUUUGUAGUAUGAGCCAUUUACCACAUGUGCUGGAAUAUGUCAAUGCUGGAAGACUCAAGUUGAAGGGUAUUGCGAACAAGACGUACAAAAUUGAGGAGUGGGCGGAGUGUCUGGAAGCAGUAAGGAAGCAGGAAGUUGUCAAGGCUGCUAUAGUGUUUGAUUGGUGAACACAAUCCAAAAGUGGCAAGGCCACGGGAUGAGUUGUUAGUGACACCAAAGAACGAUCGAUCUUUCUACACUGUGUAGUACAAAAUUACUCAAAAUCCAGUGCACAGCAAUUACAUUUCAGUGG
This is a messenger RNA of Bipolaris sorokiniana ND90Pr, 1288 nucleotides long. RefSeq lists its product as uncharacterized. The transcript has 7 exons. Gene Ontology annotation, molecular function: zinc ion binding; oxidoreductase activity. Lineage: Eukaryota; Fungi; Ascomycota; Dothideomycetes; Pleosporales; Pleosporaceae. The coding region runs from base 84 to 1163 and encodes 359 amino acids. The record is from RefSeq and is a predicted model, not a curated record.